UGAAGGUGAUUAUUAUAAAGGCAAUUUUCAGAGGCAGUUGUCAAUUUAGUCUCUUCUACUGAAUAUCACGCGAUUCUCUCUCCCAAUAUUUUAUGGAAAGUGGAAACACAGAGCCUCAGUUUCCCCUUGUUCUGGAAAUACAUAAACUCUCUCUUUUUUAAGUUUUUUUCUUCACAAUUUUCGUUGAUAAUUUCUUGUUGUUCUGAAUAAACAAACCUCUCCAUUGUAUGGAAAUAAUUUCGUAGUUUCAGGCAGGUGAUUUCGACAAGGGAUCGAGAAAGAUAAAAGUAACAUACACAUAAAUUAUGGAUUUUGAAAGCGAGAAGAGAAAGCUUACAAGUCCUAACCCAUGGCAGAGGGAUCCAAAGGAAGCAUCAAUUACCUUUGAUGAUAUGAAUUACUUAAUGAACCAUGCUUUGAAGCGUCCCAGUUUGCUGCACUUUUGGUUAAACAUAACAUAUGUUUGGAUAUGUAUACCAAGAGAGCUGUUUUGAAAGCUUCUCCAUCUAUUGUUGGUCUAAUGUCUUAUUCAGGAAAGGAGGAGAUAUUUCAAGGUUCUGGAACUAUUAUAGAAAGUGAUGGUAACAGUGGUGUUAUAUUAACUUCUGCUAGUUAGGUGUCGUAUGGGCAGAAAUUCAGUAGCAGAUGAUGUAAAGGUUGUUGCACACCUAUCAAAUGGUAAUUCAUUUGAUUGUCAAAUCUUGGCAUUUGGUUUCCACUAUUAUAUUGCUGCCUUAAAGAUCCAGUCAGAGUCAGAUGCUCCACUCCCAACUGCAUGCUUGGCACAUUUGGAUGAUUCUAUCUCAGUUGAUCCCAAUCAGCUUUACAUACCUGAAGAAAAACCUUUUCAGCUUUGCCCACAUUCAAAAUCAUUUAAUCUCAUCCCUGGGGAUACAUUAAUUGCGCUUGGACGUUAUUUUAUAAAGCCAUAUGAUGUCAUGGCUACUAUUGGUGAAUUCAGUCUCAAUCGCUGUGAAUAUGAUUGUAAAGAGCUGUUGAGAGUGAACUGCCAAAUCACAAGAGUUGUUGCACACCUAUCAAAUGGUAAUUCAUUUGAUUGUCAAAUCUUGGCAUUUGAUUUCCACUAUAAUAUUGCUGCCUUAAAGAUCCAGUCAGAGUCAGAUGCUCCACUCCCAACUGCAUGCUUGGCACAUUUGGAUGAUUCUAUCUCAGUUGAUCCCAAUCAGCUUUACAUUCCUGAAGAAAAACCUUUUCAGCUUCUCCCACAUUCAAAAUCAUUUAAUCUCAUCCCUGGGGAUACAUUAAUUGUGCUUGGACGUUAUUUUAUAAAGCCAUAUGAUGUCAUGGCUACUAUUGGUGAAUUCAGUGUAACUCUGUUGAGGGUGAACUGCCAAAUCACAAGAUGUGGCAUUGGGGGCCCAUUUAUCAACUAUUAUGGGGAAGUUAUAGGAAUCUGUUUUCAUGAUUUGGGUUUUACUCCUUUUUUGCCAAUUAAUGUAGCUUCCAAAUGGUGGGAGCACUACAAGAGAUGUGGGGAACCCGCCCCUUGGCUUGGAAUGGAAGUUACUAACCUUUAUGCAGCUGAUGUGAAUAUUUUAGAGAAGAUCAUUCAAAAGUUCCCUAACGUAUUUAAGGGGGUCAUUGUUGAAGAGGUUAUGGCGGGCUCAUCUGCUGAUUCUGCUGGGAUAAGUCCCAAUGAUGUUAUAGUUCAGUUUGGAGGAAAAACAAUAAAAAGUUUUUUGGAGUUAUUUGAAGCAAUGUGGGAUAAGGUUGGGGAUCCAGUGGAGGUGAUUGUGAUACCAGCAAGUAAUAGUGUUCCUUUGCGUCUUAGUAUGGUGGUGGAUGAGGCUACAUCAAAUAAUUUGUAUAGCUGGCCACUUUGGGAACAUGCGAGAUGAUAUUGCGAUCCGUGGAAGUCGCAGGUGAUAGGUUUUUGAUAUGUGGUUUAUGUUUUUAUUGCCAUUGUUGUAGUGUAGUCCACGGCUUCAUUUUCUGCUUUGUUUUGUAGAUGAUGAUGGUGAUGGCAGAUAAGAUAAUGAGCUUAUUAAUGUAUUGCCACAACAUUCUGAGAUUUAAUAAAAAGUUUGAUCAAAGGAUAUUUUUUUUUUU
Messenger RNA from Manihot esculenta (cassava), 2070 nucleotides. Its product is annotated as putative protease Do-like 14. Gene Ontology annotation, molecular function: protein binding. The record is from RefSeq and is a predicted model, not a curated record. NCBI's taxonomy places the organism in Eukaryota, Viridiplantae, Streptophyta, Magnoliopsida, Malpighiales, Euphorbiaceae.